UUUGAAUUUGUCCCUUUAAUUUAAGUACAAUCUAUCGUAGAAUAAGUCGAAGUAUAUGAAGUCAAAUUGUGAAUUGUAAAUGAAUUUGUAGCACGUAAGAAAAUAUCUAUUAGCACUAAGUGUAUAUAUUGUGAAUUUCUAAUCUUAAGCCAUUUUUAGUACUUAAGCUCAUCUGCAAUUCUUUUACUAAUGAACUGCCCACUUCUUCUACAACCGCAGCAAGGUCAAAUAUGAAUGCCCAAGAUUUAUACAAGUGCAUGCUUUGCAAAAAACGUCAUGCCCUCAGGUUCUGCCCACAAUUUAUACUGAUGACUGUAGAAGACAGGAGAGCCGCCGUUCGACAACACCGUUACUGUCGAAAUUGUCUGGCAAAAAGCCAUUCUGUAGUAGAGUGUCAGUCGACGGAUACGUGCCGAAAAUGUGGGUUUCAGCAUCAUACAAUGCUGCACCCACGAAAACUUGUACUGAAGUCAAAAAGCUCCAACGCCGCCUCCAAGUCGCACUCAUCUAACCAACCAACUUCAUCUCGGCCCCAAAGAAAUCCAGCAGCACAGUCCAAUGCCACAGCCAAAUCACGCCUUGGCCAACGUCAGCACUCAGCUUCGGCUGGCCAACAACAACAACAACAAAGGCGAGCCAAAAGGCACAAUAAACCAAAGGGUCAAAGAAGCCACCAACAACAACCACCCAAGCACCAACGAAAAUUGAAGACCCAAAAGUCCAACAAAGAGCGCCCACUAACUCCACAACCCAACUACUUAAUUUUAUCUGAAGCCAUCAAGUCGUUGGCAACAGUGUUAUGCGCUUCACCAAAUCUUGCGCAAGCGCAAGGCCGGCGCCAUGGACAAAUUUGAAUUUGUCCCUUUAAUUUAAGUACAAUCUAUCGUAGAAUAAGUCGAAGUAUAUGAAGUCAAAUUGUGAAUUGUAAAUGAAUUUGUAGCACGUAAGAAAAUAUCUAUUAGCACUAAGUGUAUAUAUUGUGAAUUUCUAAUCUUAAGCCAUUUUUAGUACUUAAGCUCAUCUGCAAUUCUUUUACUAAUGAACUGCCCACUUCUUCUACAACCGCAGCAAGGUGAGCAACACAUCUCUACUCUUUCUCUCAUAAUAAAACUAGUGUCUCUAUAUCCAUACCCGAA
Messenger RNA from Stomoxys calcitrans (stable fly), 1136 nucleotides. RefSeq lists its product as uncharacterized. The record is from RefSeq and is a predicted model, not a curated record. The coding region runs from base 231 to 854 and encodes 207 amino acids. The transcript has 2 exons. NCBI's taxonomy places the organism in Eukaryota, Metazoa, Arthropoda, Insecta, Diptera, Muscidae.